This is a messenger RNA of Symbiodinium necroappetens, 605 nucleotides long. Lineage: Eukaryota; Dinophyceae; Suessiales; Symbiodiniaceae. The record is from the annotation of a GenBank genome assembly.
UUUUUCUGUGGGGCGCCUAUCUGGACAGGCACGAACAUGACCCCGGACGGAUACGUGCUGCCAUGUUUCUCAUGCUCUUCGUGGUGACAUGCUCCGAGUUAGGUCUCCUCCUGGCAGGAGUCGUUAGCUUAAAGACUACACUGCUGGCGCUGUUGGUGAACUGCUGGGGCGGCUUAGAUGCUCUGCUCCGCUUCCCCGCAGCCCAUGACCUGGAGUCGUGGUUCUCUGCAAAGCAAUUUGGUUUGCUGCUGGUGAAGACUGUGACCUAUGCGUUCGGCUUCAUCGGGUUCAGGAUGCAUAUCGGAAAGUUUAUCGCGCUCAUCUUGCUCAAUGUGUGGGGUCUCCCAGUGCUCUAUCUCAUGGCUCUGCCUCUUGACCCCUGUGAGCAGGUGGCGCAGGACGAAUACGACAUCGACCUCGUCAUUCGAGUCUGGCAGCUGGCAGUGUGCUCCAAGGAGCGGCGGAAAUGCCUCGACACCUGCAGAUGUUGGUGGAACAGGAAAUUGGUUGCGGCGUCUGAGCAGUCACCCCUCGCCCGCAUGGCGAUUUGUGCAGCCAGCCCUCACUACCGGAGAGCCUUCAGCAAGAAGGGCAGAAGCGUGUGA